Molecule: messenger RNA, 1523 nt
Organism: Fundulus heteroclitus (mummichog)
Lineage: Eukaryota; Metazoa; Chordata; Actinopteri; Cyprinodontiformes; Fundulidae
Product: platelet-derived growth factor receptor-like protein
Exons: 7
Coding region: 25-1305 (426 amino acids)
Source: RefSeq, a predicted model, not a curated record
CCGCUCUCAGUCCAAGGAAUUUGAAUGGUUUUGCUCCCCUCCUCUCUUGUCUUCUACCCUAUUCCUGUGGUGCAGAGGUUUCUACAUGCUGACCUGAAUUCACGCACCACUUUGCUCAUCAACAACUCAAUCAUGCCUUUGCCGAAGCCAUCUGAGUCGAAGUGGAGGCUGUUGCUGAGCCUUCUCCUUGUUUGCGCUGCAAUCCUUGAGUUGGAUGCCAAACAAGAGAGAACGACUCCUGGAAGGACGUCCGCGCCAAAGGAACCCAAACAUGGCAGAGCAGCAGCUAAAAGGCACAGAGCUGAGACGCUUAAACCAAAGAUCAAGCCUACAGCUGCAGCUCAGACCAAGACAUUGCUCACACAGGUUCUUGGCAGAGGUGUGUUUAAGAAGGUGGGAGAGACCUUAAGUGUGCAGGCAGGAGACACGCUGAGCCUGAGGUGCAGGGGCAAACCUGUGGAGUGGAGCGUCCCCCCUUACGUGGAGGAGGAUGAAGGAAGGCUUAUGAUCGUCCAGCAGGAGCGAUUCGGCCUCCUGACCUUAGUCAACACAACUGUGGCAGACACAGGGGAGUACAGCUGCUAUCCAAUGUACUGUGAAGACAGAGACUGCAGGAGGGAGUACAGCAAAGCGAUCAGCGUCUUCAUCUUCUUUCCAGACCCUCGGGAACUAUUCGUUCCAUCGUCGAGCCACUAUGAAAUCCUCCAGCUGAGAAGCAACUGGCCAGCGGUCCUCCCCUGCCAGGUGACGUCGCCGGAGGCAAAAGUUGCUCUGCACCGGGAGUUCCCGCCGGGGGAGGUGGAAGUGGACGGGACGGAGAUCUCCUUCAACUACAGGAAGGGCUUCACCAUCCAUCGGCCGCAGCCUCGUCACGCCGGAGUGCUGCACUGCGUGGCUACUCUGGGAAACCUGAUGCAGAGCUCCACCAAGUACAUCCUCAUCUACGUAAACUAUCCUAUGGCUCCUCCAGCUCCAGUGAUCCAGGCAUCAUCGAGCUCCGUGGCUGUAGGAGACAACCUGCAUGUCACCUGCUCUGCAGUGGGAGAACGAGACGUUGUCGUAGAGUUCAGCUGGGAAUAUCCAGGACAGCAGAUCGGGAGGCCUCUGUACACAGAGGAGACCAUGAGCCCAGUCAGCGGAGAAGCGUCUCGGCAGCACUUUCAGUCCGUUCUCCAGGUGGAUGAGGUGAGGGACGUGGACCAGGGGACGUACACCUGCACUGCCCAGAACCUCCAGGGAGCCAAGUCGGUGUCCACCACCGUCAAAGUGGUCCCCAAAGCCAAAGCUAGGAAACUGCUAGUGUGACGCCCAGCAACCCGGCAUCACUGAGGGGAAAGACACAGGAGGUGGAUCAGAGCAGUCUUUUAUAGGAAGAGGAGUAAACCCUUCAAAAACAGACCAAUAAACAACCAUGGUGUCCUUUUUUGGAUGUGGGAUGAUGAAAUCAUUCUGCAACAAGGCAAGAGUAUAUCAACAUGAAUGUUAGUUGUUCAAGGGUGGAUAAUAAAGGUUUACCAAAAAGA